AUGAGCCUGAAGUCAGCCUGGAACUACUUUUCAGCACCUCCAACCACCCAACCUACCAAUGACUUUGUUGGACAAGUUCUGGAAAUUGGGAAGUUGAAGUUAAGGAUCACUCGAGUUAUUGCUGAAGGUGGCUUUGCUUUUGUGUAUGCUGCUCAAGAUGUUUCGACAGGAGAAGAAUUUGCUGUCAAGAGGUUGCUGGCAGCUGAUGAAAAGACAAGGAAGAAGGUCAUGCAGGAGAUUGCAUUUCUUCGUCAACUGAGCGGGCAUCCCAAUAUAUUGAGGCUUGUGGACUGCAUUGGAUCUCGUUCUGACACUGGCCGAGCAGAAUUCCUCCUUGUGACAGAAUUAUGCUGUGGAGGAUUGAUUGAUGUGCUUCGAAGUCGUUCUGACCCUCUACCCUUGGAGACUGUGACACAAAUUUUCCAUCAGACAUGCAGGGCUGUGCAGCUGAUGCAUCGCCAGGACCCACCUAUAAUCCAUCGAGACCUGAAGGCAAUCUAUUUUCAGCAUUUCCUGGUAGAGAAUUUGUUGCUGGGGAAUGAUGGAGCAAUCAAACUUUGUGACUUUGGGAGUGCAACCACCACAUGCCAUUUUCCAGAUUUGUCUUGGCCUGCCAACAAGAGAGCCCUUGUGGAAGAUGAGAUGACCGAGCACACAACCCCGAUGUAUCGAGCUCCCGAGAUGCUGGACACAUGGAAUAACUAUCCCAUCAAUGUAGCUGUGGAUAUAUGGGCCCUGGGGUGCAUUCUCUAUAUGCUCUGUUUCAUGUCACAUCCGUAUGAAGACUCGGCCAAACUCCGAAUCAUCAAUGCCAAUUACACCAUUCCAGCCAAGGAUGGUCGUUUCCAAGUCUACCAUGAUCUCAUUCGAGGCAUGUUUCAAGUGGACCCUAGGCAAAGGCCAACCAUCAGUGACUGCUUGGAUAGAAUAGCAGAGAUUGCUGAAGUCAAGGGAAUAAACUUGAAGGAGAAUCCAAAUUUGUCUCUUCCAUGUCCUCCAACUCAUGCAGUUUCCCCAGCUCCAGUCCAACAAGAACACCUUCCAAAGCAAGGGAUGAUGAAUCCAAAUGGAACGGCACCACAACCCCCACUUCCACAUGCAGCUACAUCAAAUCACAUUCCUCCACAAGCUCAGGCUCCAUCACCUCACAGUUACCCCAGUCCACCCAAUGUCCCUGGGUUUCUCACAUCCCUUCGGGGUGGAGCUGGCUCCUUCCUGAAAAACCUCAAAGACACUUCUUCCAAAGUCAUGCAGACUGUACAACAAUCAAUUGCCAAGACAGACCUGGACUUUACCUAUCUGACGUCUCGACUGGCCGUGAUGCCAUUUCCUGCAGAGGGGUUGGAGUCUGCCUAUCGAAACCAUGUUGAAGAUGUCCGAUCCCUCCUGGAAUCCCGUCACAGUGGCCACUAUGCUAUAUAUAAUGUUUCGGGCCGAUCAUAUUCAUCGGCCAAGUUUAACGCUCGUGUGACUGACUGUGGUUGGCCGGCCAAACGUGCACCCUCACUGGUCACCCUCUACUCUCUGUGUCAGAGCACUUAUGACUUCUUAGCAAUGGAUCCUCGAAACAUAGCCAUUGUCCAUUGCAUUGAUGGCAAAUCCUCAUCUGCAACUCUGGCUUGCGCCUUCCUUUGUUUUGCUGGAUCUCUCAUUCUUCAGCCCAUUCCAGCUUUUACAAAAAUGAGGGAUGGCUGCCGCCCUUAUGUAGAAGUCUGGAGCGGUGAUGAGUUGCUCUUAUCAACGAUUGCUGAUUAUGAGCGAUUACGGCUCUACCAUAUCAGUGAGGGCAGGAUGACAUUCCCCUUGAAUGUGAGCCUCAAUGGUGACGUCUCUCUGCUGGUGUACCAUGCUAGGAGUACCUUUGGAAGCAAGAUGCAAGGUACUGGGAAAGUAUCUGGGAUCAAGAUCUUUCAGGUCCAGUUUCACACUGGCUUCAUUCAGCCAUCUCAAACGCAUCUCAUCUUCUCCAAAAAUGACAUCGAUGAUGUGCAAGAGCCAGAACGAUAUCCCAGUCAAUUCUCGGCUCUCUUGGAAGUAAGAGUGGGGAAUCCCAUUCAGGUCCCCUCACCACCUCCUUGGGCUAUGGCCCAGCCUCGGGACCCAAUCCAUGCAUUUGUCUCCAGACAGGAUUUUCAGGAGGCAAGGGAAAAGUUUGCAUCUGUCAAAGUGAAGAAACCUGAGAGACCACCCCCUCCUCCUCCAUCUCCUGCUAGGGGUCCAUCUCCACUAUCUGCAGCUGAUGAAAACCAAAAAGCAAGAGAUUUUAUGGCAUCCUUGAAUUGGGAAGCUCAACAUGAUCAAUAUGUUCCCUCAGAAGAAGCAGGGCAGCUUCUCUCAGGAAGUGAAGAAGAGGAAGACUCAUCUGCUGUUGAUGAUGGCACAGCAGACCUACUUAAUCUUGGAGGUACUGAGACUAAUGGUGCUUGUGGAAGUACUGGUGCCAGUACUGGACAGCAAGAUGAAUUACCAGAUGUGGGACUUCUGAAUCUGGAAGAUUCAGGAGGGCCAACUUCUCCCCUUCUUAAAGGCCUUUCCCCACCCACUAAGUUUACUGCUCCAAGUGAAUCCACACAGCUGGGUGUUGACACCUUCACUGAUCUCUUUGGCGGUCCUACUCCCAUGCAACAAACAUCAAAAACUUCUGAUUUCUUUGACCCAUUUGGAGGUGCUUCUUUAGGGGUACCCCAUCCAAAUAUGACACAUUCGGCCAGCACAGGAAACUUCAUAUCAGCAGCUACUGUUAACAGUGCAGAAAAAGGUUCCAGUGGUGCAGGAGGAGACCUUUUGGGUGGCUGGGAUUCCUUCAUGAAUGGGGCCCGAAAAGCUUCUCUCCCUCGCAAUUCUUCCACUCCUAAUCUUGAAGCUGCUGCUAAGUCUGAUCCUUUUGCAGAUCUUGGGAAUUUGGCCGGGCUGGGAGGGUCAAAGCCCAAUAGUCCCAUGCAUCAAACAAAGCCAUUUCCAGGUUCUGCACAAAGCCCCCCUGGAGUCAGAGUCCAGGGCAAUGAAGCUCGGAAUGCUCAACUGAGACAGCAAGCCCAACCGGACUACAGUCGUACAAACUUUGACUCGGUCUUUGGGAGGGAUGGGAAUUCCAAGCCGUUUGGGCCCAAGCCCAAAGUUUCUGCUGACACGUUUGGGGAUCUCCUUGGCUCGCAGGGAUUUGAGUUUUCCACAAAGAAGGAUCAAGGUCCAACAACAAUCAAUGCAAUGAGGCGGGAAAUCCAGACCAAAGAAGUGGAUCCCACCAAACUCAAAAUCCUGGACUGGACUAAUGGAAAGCAGCGUAACAUCAGAGCACUUUUGGGCUCACUACACACAAUAAUCUGGGAUGGCUGCCGUUGGGAAGAAGUUGGGAUGCAUCAGCUGGUCUCUGCCAAUGACAUAAAGAAAUUUUACCGCAAAGCCUGUCUCGCCGUCCAUCCCGACAAGGUACGUCGACUCGACCUCUCCCGAUGCUUUGUCUUUGUCCAAUUU
Darwinula stevensoni is the source of this 3474-nucleotide messenger RNA. The record is from the annotation of a GenBank genome assembly. NCBI's taxonomy places the organism in Eukaryota, Metazoa, Arthropoda, Ostracoda, Podocopida, Darwinulidae.